Cyphellophora europaea CBS 101466 is the source of this 1872-nucleotide messenger RNA. RefSeq lists its product as uncharacterized. Gene Ontology annotation, molecular function: carbohydrate:proton symporter activity. Bases 1 to 1872 code for a protein of 623 amino acids. Gene Ontology annotation, cellular component: membrane. The record is from RefSeq and is a predicted model, not a curated record. Gene Ontology annotation, biological process: transmembrane transport; carbohydrate transport. Lineage: Eukaryota; Fungi; Ascomycota; Eurotiomycetes; Chaetothyriales; Cyphellophoraceae. The transcript is spliced from 2 exons.
AUGCCCAGCAGGCCCGGCAGCAGCCAGGAUCCACAUGGAUCAGACACUACUCGAACUUCCAAUGACAAACACCCCUCCGAGUUCCUCGAAUUUGUUGACCUCUCGAGAGGCAUCCAUGGCGGCCGAGUCCAGCCUCUCAAGCCUCACGCUGGACAAGAAUCGGACACACCACACAACAUAACCCGAUCCAACGAUGACCUCUUCAGUGGCCUCUCGCAGGCCAUCCCGGACUUGCGCCGCCUCUCUGUUGAGGCACGAGCCGCCACAAAGGCCGAGCACAGCAUGGGCUUCGUCACUGGCUGUCGCACAUAUCCCAAAGCCAUCAUGUGGUCCGCAAUACUGAGCUUGACCAUUGUCAUGGAGGGCUUCGACCUGACACUCAUUAAUUCCUUCUUUGCCUUUCCCGUCUUCCGUCGAAAUUAUGGGCAAGCACACACUCUUGAGAACGGUGAGACGUCGUAUCAGAUAACUCCCGCGUGGCAGUCAGGUCUCACUAAUGCUGCGGUUGCUGGCGAAAUCCUUGGUCUGAUGAUGAAUGGGUACCUCACGGACCGCUUUGGCUACCACCGCACAAUGAUCUUCACUCUCGUCUGGAUGUCGGCCUUUGUCUUUCUCGCCUUUUUUGCUGUCAAUAUUCAGAUGCUGCUCGCCGCUCAGGUACUCUGUGGCUUGCCGUGGGGAGUUUUCCAAACUCUUUCCACAACAUAUGCGGCAGAGGUCAUGCCCGUUGUGCUGAGAUCAUACCUCACCUCAAACGUCAACCUCUGCUGGCUGAUCGGUCAGAUGUUGGGAUCUGGCAUCGUUCGAGCCAUGAUACACAACACCUCGGAAUGGUCGUACCGCAUUCCUUUCGCUCUCCAAUGGGCUUUGGCCAUUCCGGUCCUGGUGGGCGUCAGCUUCGCACCUGAGAGCCCCUGGUGGCUAAUCCGCCACGGCAAGCACGACCUCGCCAAAAAGGCUCUCGAGCGCCUCACGCAGAAGCACUCCGGGUUCAAUGCUGACGAAACGAUCUCCAUGAUGAUCCACACUAAUGAGGUGGAACGCUAUUUCAAUGGCGGCGGCGUCUCGUAUCUCGACUGCUUCAAAUCUACUACAGACCGCCGCCGCACCGAAAUCGCUUGCAUGGUCUGGAUAACGCAGGCCAUGUGCGGCGCCGCAUUGACCGGGUAUGCCGCGUACUACCUAGAAUCGGCUGGCUUCUCGACUGCCAACUCGUUCAACCUCACGCUGGGCAUGUACGGCGUCGCCAUCACGGGGCAUGUCAUGUCGUGGUUCUGGAUGCGCCGCGUGGGUCGCCGUACGCUGUACAUGAUCGGUCUGGUGCUGAGCUUCGUUAUUCUCAUGGCCGCGGGUAUUGUAGGCACGAUUCGCGAAAGCGAUGGAACUUCUUGGGCGCUGGGAUCGCUGAUAAUUGUGCUGACCGGGGUUUAUGAUGCCACGAUCGGCCCGGUCUGCUACGUCCUCGUGGCGGAGAUUCCGAGCUCGCGCCUACGUGUCAAGACAGUCGUGCUCGCACGCGUCGCAUACAAUGUUUUCUCACUCCUCACGAACAUCGUCACACCCCGAAUGCUCAACCCCACCGCCUGGGACUGGUCCGGCAAAUCCUGCUACCUGUACGCCGGCACCACGUUCCUGUGUCUGCUGUGGUGCUGGUUCCGUCUCCCUGAACCCUUUGGCCUGACAUACCUGGAGCUGGAUAUUCUGUUUGAGAAGAAGGCCAAGGCGCGCAAGUUCAAAGAUUUCCAAGUCAAUCUAGCAAAUUCGGGCUACUUUAGCUUGACUAGUGCGAGGGCGCCGUCGUCCGCUGGGGACGGUGAUAGUAGGCCGGUCAGUCGAGCGGGAAGUCGCGCUGAUUGGAUUGGGCCGCGGUAG